ACUGCAGAGAGCUGAGACACCAUGCACAGGGGCCGGGGGCUGCUUCUUCUCCUUCUGCUGGGGGCCGCCUGCCUGGGGUCCUGGGGCCGGAACCAGGAGGAACGCCUGCUUGCAGACCUGAUGCGUGACUACAACCCCCAGCUGCGGCCUGCUGAGCGUGACUCAGACGUGGUCAAUGUCAGCCUGAAGCUCACCCUCACCAACCUCAUCUCCCUGAAUGAACGAGAGGAGGCCCUCACCACUAACGUCUGGAUAGAGAUGCAGUGGUGUGACUACCGCCUGCGCUGGGAUCCACAAGACUACGACGGCCUGUGGGUGCUGAGGGUGCCUUCUACCAUGGUGUGGCGGCCAGACAUCGUGCUGGAAAACAACGUGGAUGGUGUCUUCGAGGUGGCCCUUUACUGCAAUGUGCUUGUGUCCCCUGAUGGCUGCAUCUACUGGCUGCCACCUGCCAUCUUCCGCUCCUCCUGCUCCAUCUCAGUCACCUACUUCCCAUUCGACUGGCAGAACUGCUCUCUUGUCUUCCAGUCGCAGACCUAUGGCACCAAUGAGAUUGAUCUGCAGUUGAGUCAGGAAGAUGGCCAGACCAUCGAAUGGAUUUUCAUUGACCCUGAGGCUUUCACAGAGAAUGGGGAGUGGGCCAUCCGGCACCGGCCAGCCAAGAUGCUGCUUGACACAGCAGCCCCAGCAGAGGAGGCGGGCCCCCAGAAGGUGGUGUUCUACCUGCUCAUCCAGCGCAAGCCCCUCUUCUACAUCAUCAACAUCAUCACCCCCUGUGUGCUCAUCUCCUCUGUGGCCAUCCUCAUCUACUUCCUUCCUGCCAAAGCUGGAGGUCAGAAGUGUACUGUCGCCAUCAACGUGCUCCUGGCCCAGACUGUCUUCCUCUUCCUUGUGGCCAAGAAGGUGCCUGAGACCUCCCAGGCAGUGCCACUCAUCAGCAAAUACCUGACCUUCCUCUUGGUGGUGACCAUCCUUAUCGUCGUGAAUGCUGUGGUGGUGCUCAAUGUGUCCUUGCGGUCCCCCCACACACACUCCAUGGCCCAAGGGGUCCGAAAGGUGUUCCUGGGGCUCCUGCCCCAGCUGCUGCGGAUGCAUGUUCGCCUGCUGGCCCCAGCAGCUGUGCAGGUCACCCAGUCCAGGCUACAGAAUGGCUUUUCCUCAGGGUGGUCAAUCACAACUGGAGAGGAAGUAGCCCUCUGCCUGCCUCGCAGUGAACUCCUCUUCCAGCAGAGGCAGCAUCACAGGCUGGUGAGGGCAGCACUGGAGAAAAUAGAGAAAGGCCCGGAGACUGGGCAGAGCCAGGAGUUCUGUGGCAGCCUGAAGCAGGCCGCCCCGGCCAUCCAGGCCUGUGUACAAGCCUGCAACCUCAUUGCCCGUGCCCGGCACCAGCAGAGUCACUUUGACAGUGGAAACGAGGAAUGGUUCUUGAUAGGUCGCGUGCUGGACCGUGUCUGCUUCUUAGCCAUGCUCUCGCUCUUCAUCUGUGGUACUACUGGCAUCUUCCUCAUGGCCCACUACAACCAGGUACCCACCCUGCCAUUCCCUGGAGACCCUCGCCCCUAUCUGCCCUCGCCAGACUGA
Messenger RNA from Otolemur garnettii (small-eared galago), 1581 nucleotides. RefSeq names its product cholinergic receptor nicotinic gamma subunit (gene CHRNG). The record is from RefSeq and is a predicted model, not a curated record. NCBI's taxonomy places the organism in Eukaryota, Metazoa, Chordata, Mammalia, Primates, Galagidae. Gene Ontology annotation, biological process: nervous system process; signal transduction; monoatomic ion transmembrane transport. Gene Ontology annotation, molecular function: acetylcholine-gated monoatomic cation-selective channel activity; transmembrane signaling receptor activity. Gene Ontology annotation, cellular component: postsynaptic membrane; synapse; neuron projection. The coding region runs from base 22 to 1581 and encodes 519 amino acids. The transcript has 12 exons.